AUGGCGUCUACACAUCGCAACCGUGGCUCAGAGGUGCUGCUUGCCUAUGCCAGCCCGUCUAUCUGCCCCCCAUCGUCGGAAUCUGAUACCUCGCCCAUAUCCCCGUUUCGAGACGGCAGACGUCGUAAAAACCGCGACUCCAGCGAAGAUUCAGACAGUGUAGAGCUUCCAGAUGGGCUCAUCAAUGAAGAUCUUCGGGCCGGAGGGCCGUAUCUAUGUGCGAUCCCAACUCGCAGCGUCUCGCUUAGAGGAACUCCUAUUUUCAAUCAGAUUGAGCACCGUAUGCAGCAUCUUGUCCAGAAAAUCUCCCAGAUUCUUCACUCGUAUAGGAUCACUACCGAAGCGCUCGAUAUAUGCGGCAGAAUCUCCAGGAUUGACCCGGAACCGGCAGUCAUCCCAACAGUUUUCGUUGUGACACCGGCCCGUUCAAUAAUAGAUAGCAAGUGGGUUGAUGCUUGUCGACAACUCCUGGACUUCUUCAGGAAGGAAGCAUUGCCACAAUUCUCUGUCGAGAUUGCUUGUAGGCGGGCCUUCGAGUCACCGUGUUAUUUCCCAGUGAAACGUACAGAUGCGAUCUAUCCAGUUUGGCAUCAGGUUCUUGACUGUAUCUUCAAGGACGUUGAGCUCACUGGUGUCAACGCUAUUGAAUGUUUUCGCGUGGGGUAUAACGUCAACCAGGAUGAGAGUCAGCCAACGAUCGUCGUAUCCGUGAACAGGCGAUUGAGCAGAAAUUGGAAGUAUAUACGCGAAAGGAUCGUCAAUAUUAUCAACAGCAUGAGUCUCUGGAGCGUUGGGGUUAGCAUAGGACCUGGUGAGGUAUUGAGACAGAUCGCAUUCCCUCUCGAUGGAUUCAAGGCAGAGGCGCAAGCAGGACUCAAUCUUGGGGUCCACAGGUCCGAGAAAUCCGCCGGUACCUUGUCCGGUUGGAUUGAAAUCGAACAUCCUCGGACAAAGCGGUGGCAGAAGCUCGCUCUUACCUGCUUUCACUGCGUCGAUCCUGGGAUGGACUCUGUCCACUCUUCCCAACAGAACCGACUGAAAUUCUGGCAAACCAAUGGUAUACAGCCUGAAGACCCGCACGCAAAGACCGUUCUCCGCGUUGAUCAGCCCUCAGAGAAGGACAUCAAAGCUGGUCUAGAGGAACUCGAUCACAGGAUACAGGUCAUAGCGAAGGACCCCAAAUAUCUGCGCUUCAAGAAUGCCCUGGACACCACGGGAUUUCUCAUUCCCCCGGACAGGUCAUCUUACAAUGCAAUGAAAGCGCAGAAGGAGAAAUACGAGAGAGAGAAGCAGCACAUUCUAAACUUCAAGUCCCACAAUGAGCAUGAACUGGGAUAUGUGUUUAGCGCCUCUGGGUACAGGGAAGAGAGGGUUGCUACAGUCAAGCACCCGUCUGAAAAUUCAAUACUCGAUUGGGCCUUGAUCAAGCCGAUGCCAUCUCGAACUGGCAGCACCAACGAUAUUCUCGGAUAUGGCACUCCUACCGUCGGAUUGCCGGAGCGUCUGAUUCUCACCGAGACGAUGGGACCAGACAUGUCAGAGAUAACUACCGUCUUCAAGGCGGGACGUUCGACGGGGUAUACGCAGGGCACCUACAACGGUCUGGAAUCAGCUGUUAUAGCAGAUAAGAUCGUGAAUGGCCAGACGGUCCGUACCCGUACGUUGGAGCAUGCCGUGUGUGGACGCCAUGGACAAUGGUUCGGUGACCGAGGUGACUCGGGAUCAUUCGUGUUCACCUACAGUGGGACAGUCAUUGGGAUGAUCUUCGGAGGGAAUACUGACAGAGCUAUCUCCUAUUUCACUCACAUUGUCGAUAUCUUCAAUGAUAUCAAGAAGAUCACAGGGGCCAGCAAUGUGAGGAUCUUCGGGGAUAUCUAAGAUGCCGUCAAUCUGUGAUUGGUUUGAUGGCAGCAGGUUGUGCUUUUCGGUUUAACUCGGGUGGCUUCUUUAGGUUUCAUAAUCAUAUGUACCUAGGUAGAGGAAUGCAAUUUCGGGG
This is a messenger RNA of Paecilomyces variotii, 1996 nucleotides long. RefSeq lists its product as hypothetical. The transcript is spliced from 3 exons. NCBI's taxonomy places the organism in Eukaryota, Fungi, Ascomycota, Eurotiomycetes, Eurotiales, Thermoascaceae. Bases 1 to 1878 code for a protein of 625 amino acids. The record is from RefSeq and is a predicted model, not a curated record.